This is a messenger RNA of Camellia sinensis, 1692 nucleotides long. RefSeq lists its product as uncharacterized. The record is from RefSeq and is a predicted model, not a curated record. NCBI's taxonomy places the organism in Eukaryota, Viridiplantae, Streptophyta, Magnoliopsida, Ericales, Theaceae. Gene Ontology annotation, molecular function: DNA binding.
UUGAGAAGAGCUUCUCUCUCUCUGCCUGUCUCUCCAAUUUGGAUCUUCCGAUUUUCUUUCAACGUUCAAGAUUCGUCCAUCUGAGCUGAUGAUCAGCUGAUCUUCUCUGAUUUAAAAAUUCUUUGUUUUUGGGGGAGUUAUGUCUUCAACAGACAUGGAAGGGAAGCUUCUUCCGAUUUCUAGGCAUUUCUUCAAGGUCAUGGUGCCUGGUUUUCUCACGAAGCUUUCUUUACCACCUGCUUUCUGUAGAAAGGUUAGUGGGGAAAAAUCAGAGGAAGCUGUUUUAACUAGUUCUCAAGGGACAUGGCAUGUCAAAACUGGCAAGUGCAGCAAAGGAUUGAUUUGUUUCAAUGAGGGAUGGGAUAAGUUUGUCGGCCACCAUGGCCUGAACCUUGGAGACUUUGUUGUGUUUGAGCACAAGGCAGACUUGCAUUUCAAUGUUUCUGUGUUUGAUUCUAGCGCUUGCGUGAAAGAAUUUCCUGCUAGUGAUCAAGUAUUUGUUCCAAGCAUUUCCGAGAGAGAAUUCCCUGCCAAGUUGGGUAAUGAUCAGAGAAAAAGAGCACAUGGUGAUCAAGUGUUUGAUCCAAGCACUUGCAAGAAAGAAAUUUCUGCAAAGUUGGAUAAUGAUCAGAUAAAAAGAGCUACUGGUGUUCAAGUGCCUGGAAAGAAAGAAUAUCCUGCUAAGUUAGGUAAUGACCAGAGAAAAAGCACACGUGGAGAUCAAGUGUUUGAUCCAAGCACUUGUGAGAAUGAAAUUCAUGCGAAGUUAGGUAAUGAUCAGAGAAAAAGACCACAUUGUGAUCAAAUGUUUGAUCCAAGCACUUGCGAGAGAGAAUUUAUUGCAAAGUUGGCUAAUGAUCAGAGAAGAAGAGAACCUAGUGAUCCAGCGUUUGAUCCAAGUGCUUGUGAGAAAGAAUUUCCUGCGAAGUUGGGUUAUGAUCAGAGAAAAAGAGGACCUGGUGAUCAAAUAAACAUCCAUGAACAUGGCAAGCACAUUAAGAAAGUAAUGGAAAAUUGGAAUCCAGUAUUCAAUAAUAGAAGUCUUUCUUCAGACCACAAGAGGUUUUGCAGAAAAAGCCCACUUGAGGAGGCUGCAACUUACAUCCCUGGGGGUCCCCAUUUCAUAACAACCAUGUCUUAUGGCCAUGGGACCAGUCAUUAUCCUAAAGUGUAUAUCCCAGUGAAAUUUUUGAAAGAGAGUGACCUCAGUGAAAAUGGCAGCCUCACUCUUAGAGAUCCUUCAGGAAAACCUUGGCCUGUGAAACUUCAUUUCAGUAGGAGCGGUUUUUCAGGAAAAAGCUUACAAGUAUAUAUGACAAAGGGUUGGUAUGAGUUUUACACAUCCAACAAGCUUAAGGAUGGAGAUGUCUGCCUCUUUGAGCUCAACCGAACCGUCACCAGAGGAAGGCCUGUCAUGAUGGAUGUACGAAUAUUUCCUCUGCAAACAUAAGCAAUCCUUGGUUCUUGUUUAGUGUUGAUCUAUUGUUCGAUUUUGGGGUUUUAUUUAUUUAUUUAUUAUUUUUAUUAGUAUUAUUUUUUUCGAUUCCUUUGCUUUGAAGUUGUUUUUGCUUGUUACUAGAUAUUGCUCAUGCUAAUCUUUUGUAAGAUGCGAAUGUUAGUCAUCCACGUUAAUACAAGUGAACCACGAUGUAGAUCAUGUAUGCUUGGCCUUCUUGUUAAUGAUAGAAUGUU